Molecule: messenger RNA, 1343 nt
Organism: Copidosoma floridanum
Lineage: Eukaryota; Metazoa; Arthropoda; Insecta; Hymenoptera; Encyrtidae
Gene: Arf79F
Product: ADP-ribosylation factor 1
Molecular function (GO): GTPase activity; GTP binding
Source: RefSeq, a predicted model, not a curated record
AUGGGGAAUAUGUUUGCUACACUUUUCAAAGGCCUCUUUGGCAAAAAAGAAAUGAGAAUAUUGAUGGUUGGACUUGACGCUGCCGGAAAAACUACUAUUUUGUAUAAAUUAAAAUUAGGAGAAAUCGUUACGACUAUUCCAACGAUAGGAUUUAACGUCGAAACAGUCGAGUACAAAAAUAUAAGCUUUACUGUCUGGGAUGUUGGUGGGCAAGAUAAAAUCAGACCUUUAUGGAGACACUAUUUUCAAAAUACACAGGGUUUGAUAUUUGUUGUGGAUAGCAAUGAUAGAGAACGUAUUGGUGAAGCAAGGGAAGAACUUAUGAGAAUGCUAGCCGAGGACGAACUGCGAGAUGCUGUGCUGCUUAUAUUUGCUAAUAAACAGGAUCUACCAAAUGCGAUGAAUGCGGCAGAAAUCACUGAUAAAUUAGGUCUUCAUUCUUUGCGUAAUCGUAAUUGGUACAUACAAGCAACGUGUGCCACCAGUGGCGAUGGUUUAUAUGAAGGUCUGGACUGGCUAUCUAAUCAACUGAAAAAUGCAAAUCGUUAAAUAUCACAUGAUAAUGACAGCACUCAGUUCGAAUAAAAUAAUAAAUAAGUUAUAAAAUACACUCGAUUACCCUUAGGAAAUGAGGUUAUUAUUCCUUUAAGUAACUGAGUAUAAUAAAAAGGCCGUAAUUUACAAAAUGAAAUAAAAAAAAACAACAAAUAUUAAAGUAAAUUAUGUACCAGUUUUAUAAUGAGAUAAAAGUGGUAUAGUUAUAAAUGUUGAUACAGAUGGGCCGGUUGAAGUAGACGGUUGCUUUGUGCAUAUAAUUUUAACUGUCUGCAUCGCUAUCAAGUGAGUUGAAGAUCGUCAAUGUGAAACUUACAUUACAAAAAUAAGAAAUCCAGGAGUUAUUGCAUUGAACUAGAAACUUACUUAUUAUAAAUAAGUGUGUAUGUGGAUGCCUACAUAGUUCCAUAUUUAUCAUUCAUAAUAUAUGAUUCAUAAGUAUAUUUACCUUUUGAAAAAAAUCGUAUAAUCCAUAUCACAUAAUGUAUGGUUAGUAAAACUAUUCGAUCGUUCUACAUUUAGUAAUUUAGCAAAAUUUAAUUUGUUUGUAAAUUUUCGUCGUCUCAUUGCAAAUUACCAAUCGCAACUAAUAAAACUUAUACUUAAGAAUAAAUAAUUUUAAGGAAGUACAUUUUACUGUGGUAAUGUAAAAAUUUGUGAAUACAACCCAAGGCCUUCCUACUCAGACAUUUGCAAGAACUACUUUAUACUGUAAAACGUUACUUGAAUUACUCAUUAUCAAAUUUCUAUGAUUCGACAUUAUAUUAAAUGUGACUGUUGAUUCAACA